AUGGCGCGCAAGCGCAAUCAAGGUCGACGCAAACGCAAAAAGAACAAGGGUGCUUCUGGCGAUGGCUCAAAGCUCCAUGAGCUGCGCCGACGUGAACGUGUGCGCAUGAUCCAAGCGAUUGUGAACGAAGUGGAGAGACCUGUCCUGAACAACAUUCACGACCGCAUGCACGAGCUCCAAAAUCCCGUGCAAUCGGCUACGCUGGCUCGGCGACAGACCUUUGACGAUGACACCCUUCACCGCUCUGCCCGGGACCCCAUCGCUGCAGCUCUCGUGGCAGAUUACGAGUGGUACUGCCCGGGUCAGUUGCAUCGCAACGGCGUCAACGAAUGCUGUCUCAACUUUCCCAAGCGCGCCCAGGACGUGUUCAACCAGUACAGCAACAACAAGCAACGCUUAUACCGUGCCUUUCGUGCAACGGGUCGAGAUCACGUGGAUGAGGCGAGCUCUCGUGAACGUCAGGCCCGCUUCAAACAGCUCAAGCUGGCCGAGCAAUCUCGGCAAGAAAUGUACCGCCUUUUGCGCUCCAACCCCGGGACUUGGCAGCUGCCAUUCUCGGCCGAGGACAUCUUCACUGGCGACAACUACUUUCUCAAUACCACGCUCUACAUUGGCGCCUACACGGACGAGACUCUCCGCUACUCGGGCACACCUUGGCGCAUGCCUUUGGUCUACAUGCUGAUGGUUCUCGGCAGCUACCUCUUCUCAGCCCUGCUCCUGGUCAUGAACAUGCGCAAUCAACAGGUGGAGUCUGCGUUUGAUCUUCAAGAAACCAACGUGUACCAAUACAGCUGUACGUUUCGCGUGGCAAUCUUUGACUUUUGCUUUUGA
Molecule: messenger RNA, 831 nt
Organism: Monosiga brevicollis MX1
Lineage: Eukaryota; Choanoflagellata; Craspedida; Salpingoecidae
Exons: 8
Coding region: 1-831 (276 amino acids)
Source: RefSeq, a predicted model, not a curated record